This is a messenger RNA of Paramacrobiotus metropolitanus, 1134 nucleotides long. RefSeq names its product alpha-(1,3)-fucosyltransferase fut-1-like. NCBI's taxonomy places the organism in Eukaryota, Metazoa, Tardigrada, Eutardigrada, Parachela, Macrobiotidae. The transcript is spliced from 4 exons. Gene Ontology annotation, cellular component: membrane. Gene Ontology annotation, molecular function: alpha-(1->3)-fucosyltransferase activity. The record is from RefSeq and is a predicted model, not a curated record. Bases 1 to 1134 code for a protein of 377 amino acids.
AUGGAGCAACACUAUAAACACGUUUACCUUGAUGGUGGAAUUUCUGAUAAAGUACUGCAUUACACCCGCCAACACCCCAAACACCUCUUCGGGGCACCGCCACCGGAUUCUCAUAAACUGAUAUUAUUCUGGAAUAAAUACUUCAACUACGAUCAUCCAGAUCUGCGCGCCAAUUUCGCGGGAUGCGCUGUGCAAACGUGCACGACAACCAACGACCGUUCGCGGUUAAGUGCCAGCAGCGCCGUCGUUAUCCAUGCCGGCAACGUCGAAAUCCAGGAUCUUCCGCCGACGCGACAUCCCGCGCAGUACUUUGUCUUCUUUCACAUGGAAAACCCCUUCCGCACCACCCCCAAUUUCCGGUUGCCGUUGUGGCGCAACUACUUCAAUCUGACGUGGACGUACCGGCGGGAUUCGGAUGUGCGCUCGGUCAUCUAUGUGAAUUACUACGGCGGACGUAGUUUGUGGGAGGAUGCCACCGCGGAGCGGGGGAAGUUGGAGGAGAGGAAGAAUGCUGCGGCAUCAUUGGUAUCGCACUGCGCAGCGGAGAGCCACCGCGAUGACUAUAUUCGCAAGCUGGAGCGGUAUUUUCCGGUGGAUUCGCUGGGGAAGUGUGGUUCUAAGAACGGAGAGUGGACCCAGGAUGAAUCGAUCAUUCGGCACUAUAAAUUCUAUUUAGCCUUCGAGAACGGGUUCUGCAAAGACUACGUAACAGAAAAACCCUUGCGGGCAUUGUUUUAUGAUACCGUUCCGGUUGUGAUGGGCGCAGCUAAUUACAGCGCUAUUUUCCCACCAAAGUCUUUCAUCAAUACUGCCGAUUUUGGAUCGGCCCGUGAGCUGGGCGAAUACCUGAAGUAUGUCUCCCAAAAUGUGAGCGCGUACGAAGAGUAUUUUGCCUGGAAGUACAAUCCCAAAUAUCUGCACUUGCCGAAAGAUUAUCAGUCUAACCACAACGAUGCUUGCCAACUGUGCACGCACCUGCAUCGAGCGGAUGCGCCGGUGAAGUCAUAUGGCGACAUUUAUGAGUGGUGGAUGGAAAGGUCACAAUGUGUUAUACCAUUUAUGGCGUACCUGCGUCAUGCACGUCUUCCGGCCUUAAGACGAAUAGUCCGUUCGUCGUAUGCUCCUCCAAAUUGA